UGCCUUCCAGCUACGACAUGGUGCACUACGGCCACUCGAACCAGCUGCGCCAGGCUCGGGCCAUGGGGGAUUACCUCAUCGUUGGAGUCCACACGGACGAGGAGAUUGCCAAGCACAAGGGCCCUCCCGUCUUUACGCAGGAGGAGAGAUACAAAAUGGUGCAAGCCAUCAAGUGGGUGGAUGAGAUUGCUCCAGGGGCUCCCUAUGUCACCACGCUGGAAACCUUGGAUAAAUAUAACUGCGACUUCUGUGUGCAUGGUGAUGAUAUCACACUAACGAUAGAUGGCAAGGAUACCUACGAAGAAGUGAAGGCAGCUGGACGAUACAGGGAAUGCAAACGCACCCAGGGUGUGUCCACGACUGACCUGGUUGGCCGCAUGCUGCUCAUGACUAAGGCACACCACAGCAACAUAGAUGAGGACCUAGACUAUCGGAAACACACUGACAACUUUGGGAAGGGGCCAAAAGGUCGCAGUCCCUGGACUGGAGUCUCACAGUUCCUCCAGACAUCUCAGAAGAUAAUCCAGUUUGCAUCUGGAAAGGAACCACAGCCAGGAGACACCAUCAUCUACGUGGCUGGAGCCUUCGACCUCUUCCAUAUUGGGCAUGUGGAUUUCCUGGAGAAGGUUCACCAGCUGGCAGAAAGACCCUACAUCAUUGCUGGGCUGCACUUUGACCAGGAAGUAAACCGGUACAAAGGGAAGAACUAUCCCAUCAUGAACAUCCAUGAGAGAACGCUCAGUGUCUUAGCCUGUAGGUAUGUGUCAGAAGUGGUGAUUGGAGCCCCCUACGCCGUCACUGCUGAUCUCUUGGAUCACUUCAGGGUAACGCUUGUGUGCCACGGGAUGACUGAGGUGGUGCCGGACAAGGAUGGUUCUGAUCCAUAUGAGGAACCAAAGAGACGUGGUAUUUUCCAGCUAGUGGACAGUGGCAACAAUCUCACCACAGAUUUGAUUGUGCAAAGAAUCAUCAAGAACAGGCUGGAAUUUGAAGCUAGGAACCAGAAGAAGGAAGCAAAAGAGCUGGCUGUGUUGGAGGCUAUGAAGAAACUGGAAGAAGAGAAGGACUAGGCCAGCAGGGAACUGAUGUCUGGCUUGCAAAGUGCUGCAGCCUCACCUGCUCUGGAGGAGCAAAGAGCUUUUCCGAGAGGAGUCCUAAACAAGGACACUGCUGCUGGCAUGCACAGGAUGUGUUAUCCACCCUUGUCUGUCCUAGCUCCUCUUGCACUAAUUAUACAGACAUAAUGAGUUGGGAUCCUGAUGCCUAGUUUUUCCCUCCAUUAAUCAGCCCCUGUUCCCUUUCCCAAGAGGAGAUUUGAAAA
Molecule: messenger RNA, 1321 nt
Organism: Tinamus guttatus (white-throated tinamou)
Lineage: Eukaryota; Metazoa; Chordata; Aves; Tinamiformes; Tinamidae
Source: RefSeq, a predicted model, not a curated record